UUGUUGGAACAUGGCAGCUGGCUUGGCUGUGGGAAGGUGGGGGGGAUCGCCUAUCCUCGACGCUGCAUAGAGCGGUAGUGGGUAGCUGAGCGAUACAGAAGGAAGGGAAGUUGAAAGUCAGCGGCCGCGAUGCCCAAGUAUUACGAAGAUAAAGAGAAGGACGAGCGCCCUUGCGCUGGCAUUCGGGAAGACCUGAGGUUUUGCCUGCUCGAGAGUUUCUGCGUCGUCCAGGAAAAGAAAAGCAUCAAGCAGUGUUUGAAGGAAGGAAACUGCAGUGGUUUACUGGUUUCAUUUUUUGAAUGCAAAAGGUCAAUGUUGGAUAACAGAGCAAGAUUCAGAGGAAGAAAGGGAUACUGAAGUCACUCAUUAAGAAACAGCAAGCAUGAACAACCUUGGAUGCACUGAUACCUCAACAUUAAAAGACUGACCAAUUAGGUUAUCAGCUUUUCCCAAAUGGCUUCAUUUCCAUGCAAACGACUGCUGUUUAAGCACUGAAUGACUGAACAUGCUGACUAUCUGGAACACUAAAAUCACAAUAUUAUUGGUGAUGGUGAUGGAUGUUUUAAUGUUCCCAUUUUUGUUCAAAUAAUCAAGCUUAUCCAUCUACAGUGUCUAAGUUAGACUUGGCUAGAGGGCAAAUUCUAGAGUAUAACUGGUUAGCUGCUUUAACCAAUACAAAUUUGUGGUGGUGGUCAUAACUUCUUAAUAAAAUAUUUCUCCAUGAGUACUAUAAUGGCCGUCAGUUGAAUUGCAUUGUCCUGAAGUUAUUUUCUUUUUGGAGCUUGAUGUUUGGAUGGGUUCUUCCACUCCAGUCAUGCAGUGUGUUACCACAAAUGACCUGUCUCGAUGUUGGGGGAAAUUAGCUAUGAGACCGAGGAGGUCAGAGGGGUACAAGGGAUCACAUGUCUUUGUAUACCAAGGUCCAGUUCAGUAGGAAGACUCCAGAUUUAUAGAGUUUUCAAUAGAUUUAUUAGAAAAUCUCCCUACAUACAAUCACUCUAAGCAAUCAAAAUGUACACACAAUCCAGAACUAAGAAUUAAAAGGUGAUGAUAGAGAUGCUUAGGAUUAGUUAUAGGGGUUAUACUACCUGUCCAGAUGUGUAGACAGCUGUGAAGAGGAUAGUGCAAAUGGCCAGCAUUCCACACUAAGUACAAGGAGGCCCAAAGAAGAGACUUUGGGGGUGUACUCAAUAAUGGAUGCUCUCACAGUGCACACUGCAGUGGGGCUUGCUCUCUUUAUAGGAAAUGGGGGGGGGGCGGUCUCCCAGGCUAGAACUUGAUGGGUGUAAUGGCUGUUGAUGGUCCUACCUGGGCAGAUUGAAUAAGUUUGAUGACCACUGAUGGUCCUGCCAAGGUAGGUUGAAUGGGUUCCCAGGCUUAGACAAAAGGGGGAAAUGGGUAUCUGAUAGUUGUCAGGAAGAAUUUGUUAAUGAUUUAAUCAUUUUUGGUUUUGGUACCUGUGGGAGGGGACGGGAAGGCCACUUGUUGAGACAAAAGGCUUCUACACAGGUAUAGGUAUUACAGUAAGGGGGGAUACAUGAGGGUAUGGAGACACAGAAGGUUCGCAAGAUGUCCACUGAAUGGCUUUAGAAAUGCAGAUACCUACUAUGCAUACCUUUGCUGGGUGGAGGGCGAGAGUGGAGAUUGCCCUUGAGGACACCUUGUGCAACCUUUGACAGAAACCCUUUGCUGAGCUUUGGCUAGCUCUUUGACACAGGUCAAGAGUGUCCUCUUUAGCCUGGGUUUGUGGGUCCAGGUCAGAAGUGGGGUGCCCCACUGUUGGGGCUACCCCAAGUGUAAGGUAGCACCUCGGGGCUACAAGUGUUAGGAGUCCCUAGUUGUUUAACAGUCUUCUGCUGGGAUGCUGAAGUUAUGAGGUAGUUUGUGCUCCUGAAAGAGGCACUUCAAUCCUGGAAGGGAUUGGUAUGGCAACUCAAUUACCGUGCUUAACCAGAUCCUGUUAAGCUGGCUGUGUGUGUCUUAUACAGAAGGGCAUGCACAUGCUCAUCCAAGGCCCCUAACUGUUGUGCGCAACUACAGCUUGACUGGAAUAAUUAUCUUCAGGUACAGUGGCUAUGAUAGAGUGAGUAGCCAUUGUCCAAUCUUGAACAGGUGAAAUGCCCUUCUUGUGCCCUGGCAUUAUUUCCUUAUUCUAUUAACUAUAUUCAUGUUCACUGUAAUUCAUACAUUAGCUUAUUCUUUAUCUAACUCAUGAGGUAGGUCACAACAACCCAGAGAACUAAGGCUGAGAGAGAAUGCCUACUGAAGGCCAUAUGAUUUUAACCUUUAAAGUCCUAUAUGGUCAGGA
Molecule: messenger RNA, 2308 nt
Organism: Gekko japonicus
Lineage: Eukaryota; Metazoa; Chordata; Lepidosauria; Squamata; Gekkonidae
Product: cytochrome c oxidase assembly factor 5
Exons: 3
Coding region: 130-357 (75 amino acids)
Biological process (GO): mitochondrial respiratory chain complex IV assembly
Cellular component (GO): mitochondrion
Source: RefSeq, a predicted model, not a curated record